AUGACAAAAUAUUUUGCUUUAGAUAUGGAUAAAACAUUUUAUAUCGAAGAUUCCAAGAAAUUUAGGAAGAAUAUCGAUACUUUCAUCGAGUUGAAUAGAAGGUGUAUAGUUCCUUUCUUUUGCACAGGCCGAUCUUAUCAUUCUGCGAUGAAUUUGGUGGGCAAUGAGUUUGUGAAUAAGACCGGUUAUAUGGGUUACCCCGGUGUUUAUUCAAACGGAGCCGUGGUAUACGGACCCGAUGGAAGUCUUAUAAGCCACUCGUAUUUUUUAAAAGAUUUUAUUCAAAAAUUUGUAAAAUAUAUCACUGAUAACAAUCUUUGCGGUCAAACGAUAUUUGGUGAUACAGAAAUGUCAUAUUCAAUUGCCGAGUUGGAUAAUGACUUUAAAGACUAUCCUAAACAAAAAAACAUUACCGCUUUUGAAAUAAUCAGCCCAAAUGAAGUCAUAAAUAAAAAAAUAACAAGCAUCCACAUAAAUAAGCAUGUUCAAAUCGAUGAAUUAAGUGAUAAAUUUACAACAAAAGUAUGUGCAAACGAAACAACCUUUCACAUUUCGCCAAAAGGAAUAACAAAAGCAUUUGGGGUUAAAAUGCUACUUCACAGUAUAGGAUUGACGCCCAAAGAGUGUUUAUUUAUUGGCAAUGGUGAAAACGAUAUUGAACUACUAGAGUUUUGUGGAUCAUCAUAUGCAGUUGGCAAUGCAAAUGAUGAUGUAAAAAAGGCAGCCAAAACAGUUUUAAAGGAAGAUUACGACAAGGGAGCGUUUCAGAAGGCAGCCAGACUGAUUUCAAGAUUCCUAGGAAACCAUGACAACAUAUCGAAGUUAUUUGAACAGUUAAAAGAAGCUAAAACCAGAAAAGAAUUGUUAAAUUUUAAAUUUAAUAUAAACACAAGCCAAAGACUCAAUCAAGUAAAUGGUUUUUGUCAUGUUGGUCCGUUAAAGCUUAAAGAAACAAGUAAUAAUUUAAAAUGUGUAGACAACGAGCCCAAAUACACUUCAAAUAUUACAUCGUUAUUGGAUAAUACACACAAUCACACAGCUUAUAAAGCAAAUAAAAAUGUAAUUAUCGAUUGCUUUGAAGAUUUGGCACUGUUGAGAAGUAAAAAACAAGACUUAGCCCUGUUUCUAUUAGAGUCUUUGAAUGUAGUUUUAAAUGACUUGGAAUUUGAAGAGGUAUGUAGAUUGCUUAAACACAUAUGUAACCUGAAGUUAAACGACACUAGUGUAGAUUGCAAGAUACAAACGCUGUAUAAAAACUUGCUAACAAGAGUAAAUUAUCUAGUGACUCAGAUGCUUUCAGACAUGAGAGGAGUAGUCAAGAUUGACGGUCUCCCUAAAUAUUCAAAGGACUAUGAAAGUAAUGGCACUAAUAAAGACCUGGUAACAGAUUUAAAAGGCUCUAAGCACUUGGAUGAAACGUGGAAACUGUGGUACAAUUUAACGAAGAAAGGGGAUGCGAAGGCCAGAAACACGUGCACACUCCUGCUAUCACUACUGGAAUUGGAAACUGGAUGGAUAUUUAAAUCGGAUAUAAGAAGAGUCUGUAGAACACUGGACGCUAUAGUGGGAGAAUGCGAAUCAUUUAGUAAAUUGGAAGAAAGGUGUAUUUUAAAACUGGUAAAACGGUUAGGAUGGCUACUAUUAAAUGAAACAAUAAAUGGAAAUGAAAAGCAAUACAUAAAGAACAAUAAUAUAACUCCAAUACACCUAAAGAAAUUGUUUUGUAACAUCGCAAAGAUAUCGAAGAUAUCGCCAAAAGUAUUAGUGAAUUCAUUUAAGCUGAGUAACACAUCACAAUCAUUUGGUAAUCUAAUAGCAAUAUCGAGAAGAGUGUUUGAAAGUGAAGGGGCUAAGCUCAAAACAGUAGAAGAAGAUUACGAAAAUGAGUCACGAUUCGUUUCAGAAGAGGUGACUAAACGCAUAAAUGAGUUGAAUUUUAAGUCUAAUAAGCUAUUUCUGAAGAUAUUUGCAUAUAGUGUCGAUAUAAUAAAGUUUAUAGACUAUUUGUUAAUGGACCAGUUAAAUGAAGAAGAGGAAUUUGAGGAAAGAUACAAAGGAAUAAGUGGAUUAAAAAGUGAACUAAUAAGAUUUUCAGAAGAAAUACUGUCAAAAGUACAAGUAAAAAGUGAAGAUUUGAUAAUAUCUGAAUGUAGAAGCAUGUAUUAUCUGGCGCUUACAACAUCACUAAACAGAUGCGGAAUAGAUAAUAAAACACAAGAUUUGAGUAAAAACACGGAAACAAUGAUUAAGAGUGUAAAUAAUAACAUGAACAUGCCGAGUGAAUGGGAUCCAGGUGACACGAGAAAGAGCGUAUGUGCUAGUGAUGUAAAUAAGAUGACCACAAAAUAUGUACAAUAUCUACUGUACGCGGAUAAAGUGAUUAGUUUCAUUGAUGAAUUAAGACUAGAUUUAGAAAAAAUUAAUGACACAUAUGAGAUGUGUAAACUAUAUGCGGAAAAAUUAUCAAAUAACUACAAGGUGAUUAUGGACAAAAGUGAAGAUAACCAUGUACUGCAAACAAUAUACGUAACAAUGUUAAAUAAGUAUAACCUCUUAUCAAAAGAAGUAUACUUGGAAUUUUUGAGUAAAAUAAGUCAAAUUAAGAGUUGGAAUAGUUGGAGCGGGAAGGAAAUAUCAAUGUUAUGUGACUUGUUUUCAAGGACACGGGAGAAACUAGGUCCACCAGACAACAAGGACAACAAAAGUUAUCAAGCACCGUAUAUGAUAAGAACUUGUUUAAAAUCACUUUUAGACUACUAUAUAUUGCACGGUAAUGUGUACAAGUUAGGAAACAGGGAAUUCAUAUCGUUGAUAAGCUGUAUGAACGCCAUCGAAGACUUCAUUUUUAGUAGUAGCAGUAACAUUGGUAGUUUAAUAAGGGAUGAAAUAUUAAACAGGAUUGAUAGUAUGAAUUUCAAUCAGCUGAUUAAGCUAUUGUUGAAUUUGUCAAAUCACGUAGACGAACAGCUGAGAGGAGAGGUACUGAAAAAAAUGGAAAACUUAGAUUGUAUAUGCGACAUUUCAAAUCUAGUCGAGUUAAAUGAUAAAGAAGUAACCAGCAGAGUGCUAGCAAGGUAUAAAAUAGAAAUUGUUGAUAAAAGGUAUGUACUGUUUGAAAAGUAUGUGAAAAACAAGUUUUUAAAGCGGUACGGAAAAGUAAAUUACAAUAAGAACUACACAACGGAAGAAAAGUUCACGAUUUUAGCAAAUCAGUUAAUGUAA
Theileria orientalis strain Shintoku is the source of this 3222-nucleotide messenger RNA. Its product is annotated as haloacid dehalogenase-like family hydrolase. The transcript is spliced from 5 exons. The record is from RefSeq and is a predicted model, not a curated record. Bases 1 to 3222 code for a protein of 1073 amino acids. Gene Ontology annotation, molecular function: phosphatase activity; magnesium ion binding. Gene Ontology annotation, cellular component: cytosol. NCBI's taxonomy places the organism in Eukaryota, Apicomplexa, Aconoidasida, Piroplasmida, Theileriidae.